Messenger RNA from Clupea harengus (Atlantic herring), 369 nucleotides. It is a transcript of the gene snorc, whose product is annotated as secondary ossification center associated regulator of chondrocyte maturation. Gene Ontology annotation, biological process: cartilage development. NCBI's taxonomy places the organism in Eukaryota, Metazoa, Chordata, Actinopteri, Clupeiformes, Clupeidae. The record is from RefSeq and is a predicted model, not a curated record.
AUGGCCAUCUACAGCCACUCCAGCUCCAGUGGGUCCAGACUCAUCCUCCUGGCUCUCCUUGGCCUGUGCGUGGCUCUCACAAGGACAGAAACAGUUGCUGAUCCUAAUCCCACACUACAAAGUGAUAACCAGGAUACACUGUCCGGAGGAGGUGCCUUAGAUGUCACCACGAAGGACCCCUUUCAGGAGCUGACAGAGAACACCUUCACCUUUGACUAUGAGGACAUGACACACCCAACAGCCACGGAGGAGGACGAAGGUGUGUUAGGGCCGGGUGCCAUCACCGCCAUCGUCAUCGCCGUGUUUCUGGGGGCGUCUGUGCUCCUGGCACUCAUCGUCAUCACACUCAGGAAGUUCACCGCCUCCUAG